UUCAAUAAUUUCACAACCCGAAAGAAGGCAGGCGGAAAUGAAAGCCAUCCGAUCGGUUCGAGCUCAGCCACCAGCAGUUUUCACUCCAUCUCUGCGAGCUUCUUUAAGUCAUCAUAAAAGUUCAGUGAUCAGCUUCAGGCCAAUCAUCACAAGUUGUUCCAAGCAACCGGAAAGCAUGGAGCAGAAAGACGAAAAGCCUAAACAAAAACCUGGGGAUGUGAUGUCUGAGUCAUUCGGAGAGGGAUAUGCUACGAGAUCAGAUGAAGAAGGGUUUGGAGGGAUUUAUGGAGAGAACGAGAGUAUAUCUGACAUAAAAAAACACAAGGAGGUUCAUGAAAGUCACCCAGCUUAUGACAAGACGCAGGGGAGUGAAGUGAAGGAGAAGGAGAAAGCCAGGAAUCAAACUCACGCUUCCUCUUAACUCAUGGAUGGAAAACCCAACUAUGUUCACAAGUACCCUCCUCCAUUUUGUUUCAUGUGCGCCUUACCUGGCAUUAGUUUAUUAUCUUCAGUUUUUUACUGCAGUUCUUAUAUGUAAUGCUUAUUACACAGCUUAGGCUGUUACCAAACUUUCUCCUAAACAAACAUCUUUAGCUAUAUCCGUGAAGGCCCUAAAGCCUUCCUCCAUCACCCGUCUAUUGUUUUUUUUGCUCUUUUUACGUUAUAAAUUAAUGGUUAAAUUUCAGCUC
Gossypium raimondii (Peruvian cotton) is the source of this 689-nucleotide messenger RNA. RefSeq lists its product as uncharacterized. The coding region runs from base 38 to 421 and encodes 127 amino acids. NCBI's taxonomy places the organism in Eukaryota, Viridiplantae, Streptophyta, Magnoliopsida, Malvales, Malvaceae. The record is from RefSeq and is a predicted model, not a curated record. The transcript is spliced from 3 exons.